Solanum stenotomum is the source of this 909-nucleotide messenger RNA. RefSeq names its product zinc finger BED domain-containing protein RICESLEEPER 1-like. The transcript has 3 exons. Lineage: Eukaryota; Viridiplantae; Streptophyta; Magnoliopsida; Solanales; Solanaceae. Gene Ontology annotation, molecular function: protein dimerization activity; DNA binding. The coding region runs from base 1 to 909 and encodes 302 amino acids. The record is from RefSeq and is a predicted model, not a curated record.
AUGGGUAGUGUUGCUCAUGUGGAUGAUGAUAUAAAAGAGUUGGCACGAGAUGUGCAUACAUUAGCCCGAUUGGGUGUUCGAUUAGUAGACUCCGACAAGGGUGGUGUCAUGGUUCGUAACAGUUCUGAAUCAUCUUUUGUAAGUGAUGUGAAAGCUAAACAAUGUCUAGAUCCGUUUUUGGUAGACUUGAAAGAAGUGUUUCAAGAAUGUUGUGAAGAUGAAAAUCUUGUUAAAAAGUCUUUAUGCUUGGAUGUUCCUACAAGGUGGAAUUCCACCUACAUGAUGUUGAGCAGGGUUAUUGAAUAUGAAAGUGCAAUUGUAGAGUACGCCGAUCGUGAUAUUGGCUUGGCACUACAUCUUAAGUUUGUUGACAUUGUGGAUGAAACUCCUACAGAUCAUGUUUUGGCUAAAAUGGAAGAAAAUAUGAAGGAGAAAUUUGACAAAUAUUGGGGUGAUACUGAAAAAAUGAAUAAGAUAUUUUUCAUACCAUGUGUUUUGGAUGCUCAUCACAAAUUUAACACUCUUGGCUUUGCACUUAAGAAGAUGUUCGGAAAAAAAGGGGUUGCUAUAGAAAUUGGUGUGCAAAAGUACAUGGAAUCUUUGUUUAAUGAGUAUGCAAAGCCUAAUUCAAAUGAUAAAAGUGGCCAACUUUCUUCAACUGAGGUGGACACUUCUUAUGUAUCGAUAGGAGAAUUUGGGAACAUUUUCGAGGAAUUAAAUAAACACAAAUCUGAAAAUGGAGGAGCAAGUUCAAAGUCAGAAUUAGUUAAAUAUCUUGAAGAAGAUACUGAAACUGGAAAAUUAGAUUUUGAUGUAUUGCUUUGGUGGAAAGUUAACUCACCUAGAUUUCCAUCUCUUUCUGAAAUGGCUCGAGAUGUGUGCUAUUCCUAUUUCAAGUGUGGCGUCUGA